UCCCGUAGUGCACGUGACGGUCAGCUGAUUUCAACCGGAAGUUGAGUUUGAGGAAGCAGACAACCAAAACAACAAAAUCUUCACACACAAAACUUGACUUUUUGGAGUUAUUUAGAUCAUUAAUAAUGGAGUCGACCCUCGAACAGCAUCUCGAUGAUACCAUGAAGCAUCCAGCAGUGGUCGGAGUGCUCUGCACGGAUCAACAAGGACACAACCUGGGCUGCCGUGGCUCGCUGUCUGAUGAACACGGCGGUGUUGUGUCAGUUUUGGCCAAACAAGCUGCAGCUCUCACCAAAGACCCAACAGACAGUCCGACUGUGUGCCUGGAGUCUGAGUCAGGAAACAUUCUGGUGAGGACUCACGGGACCAUCACAGUAGCAGUUCACAAGAUAGCAUCUUGAAGACAACGCGACUCACUGAGGAGUUUUACUGUAAAGAAAUGUACAUGUAAACAGGUACAUACGUAUCAUCACACAAUGAAUUUAGAGAAAGAUCUCCAGUUUAGAGAAAUCUAGAUUUUCCACACGUCUGUUGUGUUUUCUGUGUAACCAGAUCCCAUAUUUAAACCACAACAUGCUCACUAAUUUAAUAAAAAAAACACUUUCUUUUAUAUAUAUAUAUAUAAAAAAUGUCAUUAAUGCUAUUUUAUUGAUGUCAUAUAGGCCCUGUAUCAUGUUAUUGCUUUGUGUCUUUGUGUUAACAUCCAUCCUUCAGUCCAAGGCAGUAAUGCACAGAAAAAACAGCCUUAAUAAACUUUAACUGGACUCUGA
This is a messenger RNA of Sebastes umbrosus (honeycomb rockfish), 770 nucleotides long. It is a transcript of the gene lamtor5, whose product is annotated as late endosomal/lysosomal adaptor, MAPK and MTOR activator 5. NCBI's taxonomy places the organism in Eukaryota, Metazoa, Chordata, Actinopteri, Perciformes, Sebastidae. Gene Ontology annotation, cellular component: lysosome; cytoplasm; Ragulator complex. Gene Ontology annotation, molecular function: guanyl-nucleotide exchange factor activity. The transcript has 4 exons. Bases 126 to 401 code for a protein of 91 amino acids. Gene Ontology annotation, biological process: cellular response to amino acid stimulus; positive regulation of TORC1 signaling. The record is from RefSeq and is a predicted model, not a curated record.